GGAAGAUGGCGGCGGCGGCGACGCUACGGAGCGCCAGUCCGGUACGAGAUCCCGGUUCGGAGCGGGUUAAAGUGGAGGAAGGCACCGAAGCGGAGAAGCAGAGCCGUGUUUCUGCCCUGCUGGAGAGGCUGCACGCCAAACACAACGCCUCACGGCCAUGGCAGGAAACCAGCAAAGUCGUCCGCACCGCCAUGGAAAAGCGUGGUGUGAUGAACUCGGCCGGUCACCAACUUCUACUCAACUGUUUAGAGACGCUUCAGAGGGCACUUAAAGUGUCCUCGCUGGCGUCUAUGACCGACCGUUUGGAGUCUAUCGCCCGUCAGAACAUGUUGGGGUCACAUCUGAGUCCCUCAGAGACAGAGUGCUACAUCACCUCUGACAUGUUCUACGUAGAGGUGCAGCUUGACAACAUGGGACAACUGAUCGAUGUCAAAGUGGCUCAUCAUGGAGAAAACCCUGCGAGCUGUCCCGAGCUCAUCCAGCACCUGAGAGAGAAAAACUUUGAGGAGUUCUCCAAACACCUGAAGGGUCUUGUGAACCUGUACAAGCUUCCCGGAGACAAUAAACUGAAGACUAAGAUGUACCUGGCCCUGCAGUCUUUGGAGCUCGACCUCACCAAGAUGAUGCACAUGUUCAGGAUAACCACGAAGGCUAACACAGUGGAGACGAUCCUGCACGGCGGCGUGGGUCUGCUCACCCCGAGGAGUGGCGGACAUCUCCUGUCUCUGCAGUGUUACGUCUCACCUUACGACAUUUUCGAGGAGGAGACCGGCGCUCAGCUCAACUACACCGACGCAACCAUCCCUCGUUCUCUCGGAGUGUGCGUGUCUGUGACUGUGGAGGGAACCUCGUCCAUCUACAAACUUCCCAUCGCUCCUCUCAUCACCGGCUCUCACCCAGUGGAUAACAAAGGGACGCCGACGUUUUCCCCAGCGUCGAGCUCUAACUGCGUAGACCUGCCAGCGUGUUUCUUCCUAAAGAUGAAGCGGCCCAUUCCCUUCUCGCUGUCCUUCAUCCACAGAAUGGGCAACAUUACAGGUAUCCCAGUGUUUGAGUCAGUUCCUGCCCUGUCCACCCUCUAUGACCUCAUCAUUAAGAGCCAGCUCGGUGAAGAAGACGGAAACAGCGCCUUAGCAUCGGCCCGAUCCAUGAGAUUUUACGCAUCUCUGCCUGGACAGCAGCACUGCUACUUUCUGAACGGAGAUGCCCCAGUGCAGGAUGGGAACUCUCUGCAGGGGGCACUGGUGUCCAAAAUCCCAUUUCGACACCCUGCUCAUGUGCCCGCUCUGCUGGAUAUAAUACGUCACCAGGCAGCUUAUAACACACUGAUUGGAAGCUGUGUAAAAAAGACCUACAUAAAGGAAGAUGCCCCUGGGCUGCUGCAGUUCGAGGUCUGUCCGUUGACGGACUCCAGCUUCAGCGUGUCCUUCCAGCAUCCUGUCAAUGAGUCUCUCGUAUGUGUUGUAAUGGACGUAAUCGACUCACGGCAGAUUGCGUGUAAGCUGUAUAAGGGUUUGUCUGAUGCUUUGAUUUGCACAGAUGAGUUCAUUACCAAGGUGGUUCAGAGAUGCAUGUCUAUCCCUGUGACAAUGCGUGCAAUUCGUCGCAAAGCAGAAACGAUACAGGCGGACACCCCAGCCUUAUCCCUAAUAGCUGAAACUGUGGAGAUAAUGGUAAAAAAGAACCUUCCCCCAACAGGUAGCCCUGGUUACCUGGGGAUGGGUGCGGGACCUGAUGGGAGCAACACAGUGGGGCUACCAUGUGUCGGGGAAGCUGCUACACCUACAGGAGGCAGUACCGCUGGAAAUUUGGGUGCAGGUGGGCCUUUCCAAGGCUCACUUUUCAGCAUGAACCACCAGGGAGGUUCUGUUGUAGAAACUAUGGGACAGAUGGGAAGUCAGCCGCAACAGCUACAGCAGCAGCUCCAACCACAGCACAGCCAUGGUUCGGAUGAUUUUAGCAAGGUGACUCAGAACCCGAUACUCACGAGCCUUCUGAAGAUAACAGGAAGUGUAGGAUCUAGUCCCACUCCCCAGGGUUCUGCUGGUUCACAGCCACACCAGACCCCACCACCAACCACCUCACCUGCUAGCAAUACCAAAAACCAUCCCAUGCUGAUGAACUUGUUAAAGGACAACCCUUCACAGGACUUUGCAGCCCUUUAUGGUAGCAGCCCUCUAGAAAGACAAAAUUCCUCUGGUUCUCCCCGAACGGACAGCCAGGGUCAACCCUGUCCUGGGGGAAGCACCAAAGGCAAGAAGAAACGGCCAAGGGGCACUGAUAAGGGUAUAAUGGGAACAGGAGGAGGGAUGGGAAUGAAACAGCAGGCCCAACAACAGCAGUUGGGAGGCGUAAGCCACCAGCACCAUCACACACACCCUGCCCCUGAAGAUGAUUUCCAUCGUGCCCUCUUUUCCAUGGAUGCUGAUGCCUCUCAGAAUCCCAUUUUUGAUAUCAAUCUUCCAGGUGAUGGGUUAGACACUCCUCACAGUAUCACCCCAGCUCCAAGUCAAUGCGGGACCCCACCACCUGGUUCUGGAAUGUCUUACCAUCCACAGUCACACGGUCAGUCUCAGACGCAAAUUCAGGCGCAACCACCAGGGUCUAUAUCUCGUAUGGGGCGGCUCUCUAGCUCUGAAAGCAUUCCUACGGAUAUACAUGACAUUCUCUCUGAUAUUCCUGAUCCAGCCACCAAAGGGAGUGGCGGCAGCCAUGGGCAGCAUCACAUGGGUGGGGAAGAAGGAGGUUCCCUAGACACUCCACUAAGGGAUUCUUCUAGCUCAGGUCAGGGUAGUGCAGUAUUCGAGGCUGACCUUUUUAACACCAACAGCAAUGAAAACACUUACACUGAUCCAGCAGAUCUGAUUGCAGAGGCCGCUACUGCAGCAACUCCAAAUAGUGAUGGGUCAAUGAAUAAUUUUUAUACAGAUGCAGACUUUGGCCAUGAAUUGCUGCAUGAACAGGGAACCUUUGCACAUGCAAAUUACUUUGACAGUUCACCUAGUUCAGAGCCAGAUAUUGACCUUGUUAAGAGUUUCAGUGGGGGAAGUCAACAGAACACGCCUUCAGGCACCCCUCAGAAUCCAACUUCGCAUGGUCGUAGCACACCUGAUGCCCCUCUAAAGGAUCCGUUUGAUGUUAGCAUGGUUUUUAGUGGGAACAGUGGAGGAGGAAAACCAUUGCUAGGCCCAGGGCCAGAUUUGGGUGAUUCACAUUCUCAUGGAGGUGGCAGUCAGAGUCCACUCACAAUGGGCAUUGCAGGACUUAGCAGUGAUUUUAAAAGUAGUGAAGUAAAGGUCAAACAGCAGCAGAUGCGACCAAAGGAGGAUAAUGGGGGAGGUAACUCUGGGAUGAUGAUGGGAGGAACAGGCUCUGCUGAAGGAAAGCAGAUAAAACGUAGUCGCACACCUUCUAGUGAGGGAAAAUCAAAAGAAAAGCCACCUAAGCGUAAAAAGCUCGAUCCAGACGGCAAGUCUCCCUCACACAGCUCUGGGGGUCGACCUUAUACCCCUCCAAGUGGAAGUGUCAGUUCAGGAGGUUCAAUAAGUGGAGGUGGGUCUAAAUCCCCAGGCAGCUCAGGUCGUUCUCAGACCCCACCAGGAGGUGCCACCCCUCCCAUACCUAAAAUCACAAUACAGCUUCCCAAAGGAAAAACAUCAUCUCUUGGAGGUUAUACGUCAAGCAGUUCAGCAGCUGGAAGUACUGGUGGUGCAAGUGGCACGAGCAGCAGCAAAAGCCACCAUUCUCACUCUUCUUCGUUGUCAGGAAAAAUAAAGACCAGUAAGAUGGAAGGCUCCAUGGGACAAGGUAACAGUUCUAAGCAACAAAGUACUGGCGGAAGUGGUAGUGGCAUGCCCCCUCAGUCCAAAAGCUCUUCCCUUGGGAUAGGUUCAGGUAAACCAGGCUCUUCCCCCAUUACCAAGCAUGGUAUGUCGGGUUCAGGUAGCAGUGGCAGCAGUGGGUCAAUUAGUGGGAAUAAAAUAAGGCCUCAAGGAGGCAAGCCCCCUGGAUCACUGAUAAACCCUAGCAUUAAGCCUAACAUCUCUCCUUCACACUCUCGUUCUGGGAGUUCUGACAAACUUUCCUCCCCGAUGAAGCUUGGGCAAGGUCAGGUUCCAGGUACCCCACCGUCCUCAAAAGCUAAGUCGCCAAUUGGUUCUGGAAGUGGGAGUUCCGGGGGCUCAAAGUCCUCCUCUGGCAGUGGAAUGAGUUCCCAGAAACAGUUAAGUAGUGGCUCUUCCUCUGGUUCUUCCUCCUCUUCCACUUCAUCUGCUAGCUCCUCCUCUUCAUCAGGCUCUAUGUCAUUUUCCUCUGGUGGUCAGUCACAAUAUGGAGGAAGUGGGGGUGGUGGCGGUGGAGGAGGCAGUGGAGGAGGUGGGGGGAACAACCCUAAUGCCAAAGGAAAGUCUCCUAGCCGAAACAAAAAACCUUCCCUUACAGCAGUCAUAGACAAGCUGAAGAGUGUAGGUGGUAGCAUUGGUGGAGAGGAAUGUGAAGGAGGUGGAGGAGCGGGUGGUCCUGGCAGCAAUGCAGGGACUGGAGGUGGAGCAGUACCUUCAAAUGUUGGUCCUCCAAAGCGAGACAAGGUUGAAAAAGAAGGAAAAUCUAAAGGAUCUCUUUCAACAGGAAAUUCGGGGGAUAAAAAGAUGAUGGACAGUAAAGGUAGUGGUGUGAGCAGUACUGGUGUGGCUAAGAUUAUCAUAAGCAAACCAGACGGAGGUUCUCCAAGCAUCAAGUCCAAAGUAACUCUCCAGAAAGCUGGUGAUGGCUCAUCUGAAGGUUCCAUGCGCUCCCAGCAUUCAAGCUUAAAAGCAUCUCCUCUUUUCAGUGGCUCAACACCAAAGCAUGAUCGCAGUUCCCCAAGCCACAGCCGCUCGCCUGGAUAUACACCUCUGCUCCAGGACAGUGGGAGCGAAUCUGGUAGUAGUUCAGUGGCAGAGAAAUCUCACCAGAACAGCCCCAGCUCUGAUGACGAUCAGACUAUGAGGCCGCUGCAACCGCCACAGGACUACAUGUCGGUCAGCUUGGGAGAGAAACACAAGAAGCACAAGAAAGAAAAGAAAAAGCAGAAAGAAAGAGAGCGGGAAAGGGAUCGAGAUAGGGACAGGGAUCGAGAGAAGGAGAAGAAAAAAUCUGCAAUGUCCUGCGGUCCUUCUUCACACCAAAUGAAGGCAGAGAGCUGGUCCAGGUCUCCAAUGUCAUCUUCAGAACCCUCUAUAUCUUUGCACAGCUCUGAGCGUACCUUACGACAGAGUCCUCCCUACAUGCACACUGAGGACGAUGAUCUGAUGGACUCUGCUCUAACCGGCUCUAACUUGGAACCGUUCAAGUAAGAUUGUCCCACACGUUUUUACCAUCUUUUUCACUGGUUUGUUUGUUUUUUGGUACCUCUGUCAUGGUUUUAUCAUGUAAAAUGUAUUGCUCCAUUCUUUUUAAAUGAAGAUUUUUAAGAUCAGAUGGAGACCCUACUUUUAGAAUAGUGAGGUGACACGUUACGCAUUACGGUUUAUAUUUGUAACUUGUCUAAAAGGAUCUAAAUUAUUUCAUAACUUUUAAGUUUCAUUUUGUUUUUAUUAUGUAACUAAAGAGAAAUGUGCUGUUUUUAAAAGAUGAUGUGUUAAAAAAAAAAAGUAUUUUCUCUUGAAGCGCUUGUUUGCUGAAAUCAUGUUUUUUGUAAGCGUUGUUAUUUUCUUAAAACAUUUUAUUAAAAUAUUUUAUUCAUUAUGUCACUUGCUUUUAGCUGGUUAAAAUUUCCCUAAUCAUAUGUAAAUAUUUGUACAAUGUUGUUCAUUAUACAUGAUUAAUUAACAUAAACUUUACUGGUGAAUUAAACUUUCAUUUUAAAUAUGAAACAUGUGUCUUUGGAAGUGUUAGACCGCUCCACCAAUAGGGGUCAGUAUGGUCUUUAUGCCAAUAUUACUCAAGUACUCAAGCACUUCAAUAACGCUGCCUAGUGAGGAAACCUGAAAGUCUUUCAGUAAUUAACAAUAUCAGACCUUAUAGUUGUACUGUACUGUUGUACAGUUGUGUGGUUAUAUUAUGUGGUUAUACAUUGGCACACCACAGCCUAAUAUAUGUAAAAUAAAAGAUAUUUGCACACCCAGUGUGUCAAACAGCCCCCUAAAGCUUGAACGUUCUUCGAUGCUGUAAUUAAAAUAACUUGCACCUUCAUUUAAGAAACUAAUUACAACACUGUUCAUUAUAAACUGUUUUUACACCACCUGCUACAUUGUCACUGGUUGGAAGCACUAGUAGUGUAUUCAAAAGUAAGUACAGGCUUAAGUUGUUCCAAUUAGCAAUGUAAAAUAUAAUACAGUGCAAAAUAAUAUGAUGGGCUGGAUAAUGAAGGUGGGAGACAUUUAAAGAGAUCAAUACAGCAGUAUAGUCCAAUCUGUAAUAACAUUUAAAAAGCAUUAACAUUAUAGCCAUCUAGGUUUUAUGUUCCCCUUGUACCACCGGUAAGCCAUCGUGGUGUUUAGUGGGCGGGGCCUCCGUGGAUCCCAUGGUUUCUCAAUCAGAUUGGGGUCUGGGGAAUUCGAAGGCCGGGUCGGCAGCUUUGGGUUCUUUACCCUGCUGGGCCCCGGUGCAUGGCAUAGCACGUGGUGCGCUGAGUGUUCUGAUACCUUCUACUGUGGGCAGCAUUUGCUUUAUUUCAGCUGCUUUUUUUUUUCGGCUUUGCUGCAUCGGCAUUU
Messenger RNA from Clarias gariepinus (North African catfish), 6692 nucleotides. It is a transcript of the gene med1, whose product is annotated as mediator complex subunit 1. The transcript is spliced from 16 exons. The record is from RefSeq and is a predicted model, not a curated record. Gene Ontology annotation, molecular function: transcription coregulator activity; nuclear vitamin D receptor binding; nuclear retinoic acid receptor binding. The coding region runs from base 6 to 5333 and encodes 1775 amino acids. Gene Ontology annotation, biological process: regulation of transcription by RNA polymerase II; cellular response to thyroid hormone stimulus. NCBI's taxonomy places the organism in Eukaryota, Metazoa, Chordata, Actinopteri, Siluriformes, Clariidae. Gene Ontology annotation, cellular component: mediator complex.